Messenger RNA from Paralichthys olivaceus (Japanese flounder), 2183 nucleotides. RefSeq names its product 5-hydroxymethylcytosine binding, ES cell specific (gene hmces). NCBI's taxonomy places the organism in Eukaryota, Metazoa, Chordata, Actinopteri, Pleuronectiformes, Paralichthyidae. Gene Ontology annotation, molecular function: single-stranded DNA binding. The record is from RefSeq and is a predicted model, not a curated record. Gene Ontology annotation, biological process: DNA damage response.
CAGGGUAGGAGCGGGUGUUCGUAAAAGAAAACAGCGGGAGGCGUGAUCGUGAGGAGCUGUGUGUCCGGACAAGUUCCUGAGACAACAUCAGGAAACACAACCCGAAGAAACACAGCUACGCUGCCACCCCGUUACCCCGAACCACAGGUAACACCUACAGUGAUUCUGGACGUUGUGCUUGCAGCCGGCUAAGAAGAACGGCUCAGUUCCCUGAUAGAAUUCAAGCUAACAUGCUAACUCUGUAGACUAGUCGCCGAGCUUCACCCUCGUUGGUUGAACCCUCCGCUUCUCUGGUGUUUUGAAAAGUUUCGCUCCUGCCGUGAGAAUGUGUGGAAGAACCGCGUGCACUUUGGCUCCGGACGAGGUGAGCCGAGCCUGCUCCUACAGGACCCGGGGAGGGCAGCGCAGACAGCCCCGCUGGAGGGAUGGAGAUGCUGACAAAUACCGACCUUCCUACAACAAGAGCCCCCAGACCAUGAACCCCGUCCUGCUGUCCCAGAGGCAUUUCGACAAGGAUGCUCCUGUGGAUGAGUGUGUGUUGGCCUCCAUGCGCUGGGGUCUCGUACCUGCUUGGUUCAAUCAGGGAGAUCCGAGCAAGAUGCACUACAACACCAGCAACUGUCGCAGUGAGAGCAUACUGGAGAAGAAAUCCUACAAGCACCCCCUGAAUAACGGACAGCGCUGCGUCAUCCUGGCUGAUGGGUUUUAUGAGUGGAGGCGGGAGGAGAAGAACAAGCAGCCUUUCUUUAUCUACUUCCCUCAGACUCCGGCAGGAUCUAGUCAGGAUCAGGGUGACCUCCCGACCUUGGCUCGCAGUGAGGAGACUUCAGAGAUGGGAGGGGAAGAAGCACCAUGUGAAUGGACAGGCUGGAAGUUGCUGACUAUGGCUGGACUGUUUGACUGCUGGACACCUCCUGGUGGUGAAGAGCCCCUUUAUAGUUACAGUAUAAUCACUGUGGAUGCUUCCCCAAACCUGCAAAGUAUCCAUGAUAGGAUGCCAGCUAUCCUGAACGGCGAAGAGGAAGUGAGAAGAUGGCUUGACUUUGGGAAGGUGAAGUCUCUCGACGCCCUAAAACUGCUCAAGUCUAAAAACAUUCUGACUUUUCAUCCCGUCUCAUCACUCGUCAACAAUUCGCGCAACAACUCUCCCAAGUGCCUCCAGCCUGUGGAUCCAGGCAGUAAAAAGGAGACCAAACCCACAGCUAGCAGUCAGAAGAUGAUGAGCUGGCUGAAGAGCAGCUCAACCUCAAAGAGGAAGGAGUCGGACACUCGUGAGAAUGAAGAGCAAGAAAGAAAGAAAGAGACUCAGCAGAAGUCUAAAGGAGGUCUACAGCAUAAGAAACAAAGAACCAAGUACUGAAAACUGCAUAUUUGAUAACCAUUUAGUUCUCAUUGAAUCUACGUUACUGUUUUUAAAGGCAUGAGAAACAUUGUAUGUUAAGGUUUUUGCUAAUGCUAGUAAAUAUCUUUAAUGUAGUAAAUGUGUUUCACAGAUAUGACUAAUAGUUCAGUAUUUCAUUAAUGUCAGAAAUAAACAGUGCUUUAUUCAAGAUUUUUAUUACCCUUAUUACUUGAAACGCAAAGACAUUGAAACAAUGUAGAUCCUAUGCAUUUAUCAUAUUAAUAAUAAUUAUGAUGAAUGCCAAUAGCCCCCCGUGUUUUUUUUCCUCUUUUCAAAGUUGUAUGUAAUCUUUAAUGAAUUUCAAAGUUUUAACACCAACAGAUUGGUUAAGAGAUGUCAAGCACUUUAACUGUUCGCCAACACGAGCAAGUCAGAUAUGGAGAUUUACAACACAACCUUUUCAGCUUUCCCCCAACCAUGGUCGAGAGGUUUGCAAAUAUACAAAGUCUUGCAAUAGUUGACAGUAAAAAGAAACGUACUAGCUAAUAGUACUCGGUUAUGAGUGAUAUUUAUACUUGAGAAAACUCUCCUCUCCAGGACCGUCAGGUAGAAGGACAUGCUGUCUCGAUUUGGUUCAUUUCAUGUCAAAUGUUGUACCAAGAACAUAGUAAAAGACAAACCUUCAUUUUCUCCAAUAGAGGAACAGCAAUAUGUUAGUGACAGCACUUUACACCAAGGAUUCUGGAUAAACAUGAUGUCCUCAGCCUGAGCUACAACUGCAAAUGUAUUGUGGCUCCAAAAUGAGAUGAGUGAACAAGUCUUCGGUUACUGUUCAAAAAAA